AUGGCGUUUCCCAACAGCUCCGCCCACGCCGCUGCCAUGGCAACACCACUGCACCCUGCAGCCCCCUCUGGUAACCAAGGCCUGUUCCUCCCCUCAGCCUCGGCUGCACCCCCGUUACCCCCAACGACAGACGUCAGGAAGCCUCCGGGCGGACCUAACGUCCCAAUGAACGAUGCCCGCAGUGACUUGCUGGCUGCCAUACGCAGAGGGAUCCAGCUGAGAAAGGUCCAGGAGCAGCGUGAGCAGGAGGAGGCCAAGAAACGAGAGCCCACAGGAAAUGACGUCGCCACCAUCCUGUCGCGGCGCAUUGCCGUUGAAUACAGUGAAUCAGAGGAAGAGUCUGAACCCGAGGACCAGGAGUGGUCCGACUGAGAAGACAAGGGUAACAGACCCCGUAUCAGUCCUGAUCCAAGCAAAACCUGAAUCUAACCGAAGAGGCAAAACACCAAUAACAUUCCAGGAUUAAGGUUCUGGGGGGUGAUAACCUGGUGGGGAAAACAAGAUUUUCCAAAAAGUCUGGAAAAUUGUGAAAAGAACACGCAAAACAAGUUUAUAAUAUGACUUAGCUAUUUUAUUCUGAUUAGUCAGUAUUAUUUGUUGAAUAUUCUCAUUAACUGCUGCUGAUUCUGUUCAACCUGCUGGAGGCGGAGCCUGAGCGGGGACAUUUGAGACCUCUCUACUGUUCUAGUCACCAACGUCACACAUUUGUGUAUGAGGCAUAUAGCAACUUUAUGUACACACAUAACUACAACAAUAUGGGGGGUACAUCACAGAUUUCCUCUUAUGACACACUUACAAACCUGUGUGGGCAACAAAUUGAUUCAUGUCCCCACAGUAACUGCAAUAAUAACACAAACGUAUGGAACCUCAACUAAAUACAAAAUAAAUAAAUACAUCUCAAUUAUGUCUGUCACAAUUACUGUAAAGUUAUGUGCAUAUUUAUCUGCAAAUAAAGGAUGGUGUCUGACUAUAACUAAUACGUUUAUAUAAGUGUGGAGCUACAAUUUAAAGAGUGUUAACAACAAAUGUAUGCACACACAUACCUGCAACUAAGGGAAAAAUAUAGUCUGUGAGUAUAAGCCCAGCUUGUCCAGCAGGUGGCGCUCUCUCUGCAUUACUAAUGAGAAGACACUAACAAGCCAGCUGUUUAUCUUCUUCAUGGAUAAAAGAUCGACAGCUCUGUUAGUUUUAUCUAUUUGUAGUUCUUACUGUUUCCUACCAACUGAUCAGAUCAGCCUGCUGUAAACAUUUACUCUCAUCCAUAUCUUUAAACUUGGUUCAGUGGAGAUUAAAACACUUUAACUAAUUUUUAUAUUUGAUUUAUUUUGCUUCUUAAACAGAAAAAAAUUCAAUCUUUCAAGAUUCUUAAACUAUUUCAUAGGCAUGUUUUAUAUUUAAGAU
Monopterus albus (swamp eel) is the source of this 1401-nucleotide messenger RNA. RefSeq names its product wiskott-Aldrich syndrome protein family member 3-like. Lineage: Eukaryota; Metazoa; Chordata; Actinopteri; Synbranchiformes; Synbranchidae. The transcript has 3 exons. Bases 1 to 372 code for a protein of 123 amino acids. The record is from RefSeq and is a predicted model, not a curated record. Gene Ontology annotation, molecular function: actin binding.